Molecule: messenger RNA, 2528 nt
Organism: Strongylocentrotus purpuratus (purple sea urchin)
Lineage: Eukaryota; Metazoa; Echinodermata; Echinoidea; Camarodonta; Strongylocentrotidae
Exons: 4
Coding region: 504-1610 (368 amino acids)
Source: RefSeq, a predicted model, not a curated record
CAGAGGAGAGAGGUUAGGGAAGAAAAUCUGAGCGUGCGCAGUGAAAGCAAAGAGACAAUCUCCAGAUAGGAGCAUGUAUCUCUUAUGAGAUGGGGAUGUAUAUAUUUAGUUUGUCUGCCAGCUACCCUAAUCAUUCUGGUAAGAGCAAGUCAAGCAAGUAGGAGGUGAACCGACCAAAGAGCAGUAUCCACAUUUCUAACGCAAGGAGCUCGAUUUUUAUCACUUUCAUGAUCUGACGCCGGGGCUGGUAGUUUCUCUUCUUUGCCCGACUCUUCCCUCUUCACGGCUCAUUCCGGACUGUAGUUGUUCCUGAUUUUUCCGGGAUUUUCUUGACAACUCGGAAAAGAAAGAAGAUUAGGCCGAUUUCUUUUUCGCCAAGAGACAAGUAGGAUCGACACCUAGGCCCAGCUGUACACAUUUUCGGGAGCUGUUCUUGUUUCACUCUCAAGCACUAGAAACCAAUUUUAUUCUCAGAUUACCAGCACAUACCUGUUUCUAAAACAAUGGAUGCGGAGAUUCGAAUGCGGAAAGCCGAAGCUGGGAGCGAGGAGACUCCUCCGGAGUUUGCUCAUCGGAUGAUGAAGACCAUCAAUGCGGCGACGAUCACCCUCGCCCUGAGCCUGGGGUGUGAAACGGGCCUCUUUAACGUGAUCGCCACUCAGAAAGAGCCACAGACCAGCAAACAGAUCGCCGAAUCCGCCGGGAUGAAAGAACGAUACGUCAGAGAAUGGCUAGGCUCGAUGGUGGUAGCGAGGAUCGUCGAUAUGGACCCAGACAACCAGACAUACUUCGUGCCCGAAUCCAGGCGACCUUUCCUCACCAACGGUCCCUGUAACAUCGUCGCGUUCAGUGGUCUGGUGCCCAUGCUUUGUCAGGCCUACGAUUCAGUGCUCGGCUGCUUCAAAGAGGAUGGCCCACAAGGAGUUCCAUAUUCUCAGUAUCCCAGAUUUCAUCGUUUUAUGGAUCACAUGUCGAGGAAGAUGCAUGAUAAUAGUCUCAUUCAGGAUAUGAUUCCUUCAAUCACAGGACUCGUCGAUAUGCUCGAAACAAAUGUAUCGGUGUUGGAUCUUGGGUGUGGUCAAGGCCAUGCUACAAUGCUGAUGGCACAGCGCUUCCCCGGAUGUACUUUCUACGGGCUUGACAUCUCCCAGAAGGCCAUCGCAGAGGCACGCGCCGAGGCCGCACGACUCAGCCUCACCAACUGCAAGUUCAUGGUUCAAGACGUGGCCACGCUCCCGCACACCUGGACCAACACAUUCCAGCUCGUCACUUGCUUCGAUGCGUUCCACGACAUGGCUGACCCUGAGGGCGUCCUUCGGGAGACGCGACGGGUGAUGAUCGAUGGCGGUCUCUUGCUCAUGAUGGAAGUCAACGUACACAGCUCGCCGCACAAAAACGUGGGGAAUCCCCGAGCCAUUGAUGGUUACGUCAUCAGCAUGCUCCACUGCACACCGGUGUCGAUGUAUUUUGGAGGGCCGGGACUGGGCACGAUGUGGGGAAAGGAGAAUGCUUCCGAGAUGCUCAAGAAACAUGGCUUUGGAGACAUCACCAUGAAGCCGUCGAAAGACAGGUUCAAUGUCCUUAUCACGGGAAAAAAGAAAACAGACUAGAUUCUCAGCUGAGCAUUCGACACCCCAAACAUUCAUGGGAGUUCAACAGAAAAGCUUGAUGAUUUAGAUUUGGACAAAAAAACUUUCGUUUUACGUUAUUUUGUCACAGUGCUUCACUAGCUCAUGAAGAAGUACUGCAUGUUCAAAAUCCGAAAGAACCAUUAAUUUUAUCUUAUUUAUGUUUACAAAUAUAUAUCCUCUCGUAUUCAUAUCUGGAUCACUGAAAUAAGUAUCUUGAUCAAUUCAUUACGGUGACUUUUUCUUUGUUAAUUUUUAUAGAUAAAUAUAGUAAACAAAUUGUUUUCAAGAACAACUCAAAAAUUACCGAAAGAAUGGUGCGAUUUUAUGAAAUAUUCGCAUAAAUGAAACAAGCUUUUCUAAUGUCUAACAUGUUUAAUGCCACACAUACAUAUAUGAGCGCUGUAAAAAUGUGUAUCAAGGCAAAACAGAAGCUGAAUUUUACGUAGUAGAUAAAAAAUAAUUUAUUUAAUGGUUAACAUGAUAGAUCAUAUUUUUUAUAUUAAAAAAAUUGUACAUAUGUUUUGAAAUAGACAUGCCAUUUUGCCAGUUUCGUUUAUGUAUAAAAAUUGUAUUUUUGUUGUAUUUAACCAUAUUAUUGUAUCAUUAUUUACAGUAUACACUUUGUAAAAAUUUGCUUAGAUGAUUUUUGAUGACCGCAAAAGUAUGCCGGUACACAUGAUAUAGGAAUUGAUGUUGUCGUUUUUUUUUUCUUUUGUCGAAAGCUGGAAUGUAAUUUAUAUUUUUUGUUUAUUGUUUGAAUUUAUCAUUUUCUGGUGUUUGAGAUACUCCAGCAUUUGUAUUCAUUGUAUGCAACUUCAUGGUGAAUCUCAUCAAUUCAUACAUGUCGCUAGAUUGUUUUGUACAUUAGUAUAUUAAAACAAAAGACAGUAUAUCAUU